AGAUGAGAUGAGAAAAUAUUUGAUCAGAUAAGAAAAGAUAAGAUCAGACAAGACGAGAUAAGGUAAGACUAGAUAAGACUAGAUAAGACUGGACAAACCUUUUCUGAUCCCUACAGGUUAAGUUCAGUUAAUGUUUCAGCACAAAGACAGAAAUAAAGCGAGACAAAAACAGAGAGUGACAGAUACAUAAUAAGAGGAGCAUUAACUAAAAUGAGAGCAGAAUAAAAUAUAAACAGUCAGAGUAUUUGGAGGUAAAGGACAUGUUUAGGACACGUAAACAGAGGACAGAUCUGAGAGGAAGCAGCAGAGAUAUUACUGACAGUCACAUAAAACCCAAUCUGUAACCUGAGAGCAGGAAGUAUCGUCCUCAGUAAAACAGCGAAAGUCAGACGUGACCUUUAAGAUGAAAGGGUGCAGUGUAGUUUCCCUCUGUGACCGAGUGUCACGUGACCCGACGCCCACGCUGUCACUAACUCCAGCUCAUUUCCAAGUCAAAUCACAGAGCGGUAACCAAAUGAGCUGAUACAGAGACACAGAAGACAGACACUGUUCUUCAGACACCAUGGCCUCCUGUCCUGAGUUUGAGGUGACCGUCCACACCUCACCUGGACCCACCUGUGGAACCUUCAGCUGCCUGUGGAUCAACCUGAUUGGCUCUCAGGGGGAGACUCCGCCCAUCAGCGUGGACGACCACCUGCUGCCCGGAUCAUCCUGUGUGGUUCAGGUCCGGGCCAGCGCUCCUCUGGGUCCUCUGGUUCUGGUCCGGCUUCGUCUGGAGGCUCGGACCGGAUUCCCAAACCUGGACUGGCACUGCAGCCGGGUGGAGGUCCGCAGGCUGGGCGACGGACACGCUGAAGAGGGAGGACGAGACGGAGACACACCUGAGACAGACCCAGACGCACAGGUGUUCCUGUGCGACCGCUGGCUGCGACCUGCAGGAGGCGCCGUGGAGCUGCGGAGCGAAGACCUGUGUUUGCUGAAGGACGAGACUGAAGAGACGCUGAAGCAGCAGCGACUCAAACAGCUGCAGCACCAACAGAAACUCAUCAGGUGGCGUUUGUUCGUGGAUGGCGCUCCUCACUGUGCAGACCUGAAAAGUUUGUCUGAGCUGGGGUCGAAUCUCAGCUACACACACAGGAGUCCAGCCGUUAACGUGCACUAUCUGAAGGGCUUCGCCGACCGAGCCGAGGCCUGGACCAGUUUCUCGGAGCUGGAGACGCUUUUCUCCCUCAGCGGACGCCAGAACGACACCGCCAGGUUCGUUCGGGCUCACUGGACGGAGGAUUGGUAUUUCGGCUACCAGAGUCUGAACGGCUGCAACCCUCUGCUGCUGCGUCGGAUCUGCCUCCUCCCUCCCAACCUGUACGUCACCUCUGACAUGCUCCGCCCCUUCCUGUCUGCAGACUCCUCCCUUGAGCAGGAGCUACAGAGAGGCAACAUCUACCUGCUGGACUACGAGGUUCUGGACGGCGUCCCGGCCAACACGAUUAACGGGAAGCAGACGUACCAGUCCGCUCCGCUGUGUCUCCUCCACCUGAACCAGCAGGGACAGCUGCUCCCCAUCGCCAUCCAGCUGCAGCAGACGCCCAGCCCGGAGAACCCGGUCUUCCUGCCCUCUGACCCCGGCUGUGAUUGGCUGCUGGCUAAGAUUUGGGUUCACAGCGCAGACUUCCAGUGUCACCAGUUGGUCUCCCAUUACCUGAGGACUCACAUGCUGGGAGAGCUGUGCUGUGUGGCCACGCUGCGCCAGCUGCCCGAGCCACACCCACUGCACCAGUGCUGUCUGAUUGGCUGUUUUUGUGGACAGCUGCUGAUGCCACACAUCAGGACGACGCUUCAGAUCAACUUCCAGGCGCGAGCGACGCUGCUGACAGCGGGCGGGGUGUUUGACAAGGCGACGGCAUCUGGCCUUGAGGCGAUACCUGUCCUCCUGUCCCGGGCAUCACAGAGGAUUCAUUAUCGGUCUCUGUGCGUCCCUGAGGACCUGAUGGACCGUGGCGUGGACAAACUGCCACAGAGCUACUACGCCCAGGACGCUCUGAGAGUGUGGGGCGCGCUGCACAGGUUUGUGGUCCGCUGGGUUGAUCUGUAUUACGCAGCAGAUGAUAAGGUCCAGCAGGACUCUGAGCUUCAACACUGGAUCACUGACAUCAACACGCACGGCUUCGGCCAACACUCAGGUUUCCCUCCAUCCUUGAACACCAGAGCAGAAGUGUCCAAGUUUGUCACCAUGAUCAUCUUCUCCUGUUCAGCUUUACACGCUGCCGUUAACUUCUCUCAGCUGGAUUUCGCCCUCUGGAUGCCGAACUGUCCCGCCUCCAUGAUGCGCCCCCCUCCGAAGGUCAAAGGCUCGGUGACGGAGGACGACAUCUUGUCCUACCUUCCGGAUGUGAACUCGACCUGUCGCGUCCUGACGGCGCUGACUCUGCUGUCGCAGCCUGCCGUCAACUUUGCUCCUCUGUGUCACUACAAGGAGGCGGUGUUCAGAGACGGCGCCCGCCGCAGGCUGGUGGAGGAGGUGCAGGCCGAGCUAAAGGCCAUUUCUGAUGACAUCACAGAGCGCAACAGCCAACGGGAGCUGCCGUAUCCUUACCUCUGUCCUGGAAACAUCGAGAACAGCGUGGCCAUUUAAAGCUGCUUCUUAUCCAGCAGCAGGGAUUACUGUUAUCGAUGAGAUGUGAGCGGCUGGAUGUGAUUAUUAAUUAUAAAUCUUAAAUAAGAUUCAUUCUCUCCAACAUUUUGUUUUUUAACUAUUGUAAAAGUUAAUUACUUUAACUUUCUGUUGAAAAGUAAGUAAUCAGCUGUUAUGUUGAUGUUUUACUUCUUUUCUUCAGUAAAUUUUAAAAGCCCUGAAAGGCAAGAUGAUUUUUUUUAGCAAUGCAAAAAAGCAAAAAUGUUAGUCCAUGCCCUACAUACAAGUCGUUAUUUCCUACACGCGGGAUAUUCUCUUCUAUGUACAGAAUAUUACCUCCUACAUACUGGAUAUUAUCUCCUACUUACAAGAUAUUAUCUUCUACCUACGAGAUAUUAUUUCUUGCAUAUCAGAUAUGAUCUUCUGCCAAAGGGAUAAUAUAUCCUAUAUCUGGAUUAUUAUCUCCUACUUUCGUGAUAUUAUCUCCUACAUAUGGGACCAAAUGUCCUACCUAUGGGAUAUGAUCUUCUACUUACAAGACAUUAUCUCCUACAUACGGGAUAUUAUCUCCUACGCGCAAGACAUUAUCUCCUACCCACAGAAUAUUAUCACCUACCUGUGUGGUAAUAUCACCUACACACAGGACAAAAUCUCCUACCUAUGAGAUUUUAUCUCCUACUUAAAACAAUGUAUUAUCCUACUAACAAGAUAUUAUCUCCUACCUACGAAAUACUAUCUCCCACUUGUUGGAUAUUGUCUCUUACAUACGGGAUACUAUCGUAUACGUAUGAGAUAUUAUCUCCUACAUACGGAACAGACAAUUAAAAAGAUAAUUCCUCCCGCUCAUUUUGACACAUUUACAAAUCAAACGCCAGAUUUUGAACAUAUGAGCGCCCUCUCACACGUUUACCUGUAAUUCAUGAAAGUUCAGGUUUGUUUCUUCAGGGUCAAAAUCAGCAUUUGAGUGUGAUUUAAAUAUGUUUAUUUGUUACAUGCAGUAGAUUUGUUGUGUGUUUCUUCGUAUUGGCUUAAAACGUGAAGGCACAACUGUCCAAGAUGAAAACAUUAAUAAUACUGCAAUGAUACUUAAUGCACAAUACUAAAAACUACAAUCAAAUGAAAAAAAUGGUCCACUGAUUUCAAAAUAGUGAGUCUUUUUUAUAAUUACGCGUCUCGUCAAGGAGGACCGCCUCUUGUUCCGACGGCCAAAUACUCCGAAAAAUGUCUGAAAGUCCAUUUGUCCGACAGCUCGGUAUACUGCGAGAAGAAAAGUCCUAAUUGUUCAGUUGUGAAAUGAAGGAAAAUGAAAUCUUUGAUCAUAUUGAACGUUCGUUGAAACCUGACUGUGAACGGACUGAUAACACUGAAAUAAAAGGUGAAUUUACCAAAGUCAA
This is a messenger RNA of Plectropomus leopardus (leopard coralgrouper), 4026 nucleotides long. Lineage: Eukaryota; Metazoa; Chordata; Actinopteri; Perciformes; Serranidae. The record is from RefSeq and is a predicted model, not a curated record.